Messenger RNA from Mesorhabditis spiculigera, 2133 nucleotides. The record is from the annotation of a GenBank genome assembly. Lineage: Eukaryota; Metazoa; Nematoda; Chromadorea; Rhabditida; Rhabditidae.
AUGCAUUCCGCAUUGCUCCUCUUUACAGCGAUACUUUCGGUGGUGUCGGCUGGAAUUUGGCCUGGGCAUAUACAGUCAGCGGCGGCGACGGGACGACUUCUCUGCAAUGGGCGGCCCAUUCCGGGGGUUUUGGUGAAGAUGAAGGAUUGGGAUUUGGUCGACCCUGACGACAAAAUGGACCAAAGCCAGAGCGAUAUGCGCGGAGGGUUUAUGCUGAGAGGAUGGACGAAGGAAUGGUCCAAUAUCGAGCCCUAUGUGGCCAUUUAUCAUAAAUGUAACUAUAAUGGGUGGUGCGCCAGAAAACUAAAGAUUGACCUGCCCGUGGAAGCCGUGACCCAUGGAUCGACCACCCCGACCGGCAUCUUUGAUGUUGGAAUUAUUGAACUGUCGAGAACGGAUCGCAGCGAGGUGCCAGAGCGCUGCCCCGAUAUGCGGCCCCGUCGUGUCACCGUUCGAAUUGAUGGGCUCCGAAUAGUCGUCCCGUUGAAUCGAGACGGUGCUACAAUUCAAGAACUGAUCGACGCGGCGUCUCUUCGUUUCCAGAAAGCAACAGGGAUUUCGGCAUCCCGCAUCCAACGACUCGAGCUUGAAAACGGCGGUAUCCUCGACCCAGACGACAUCGUUGAUGAUGUCCUAAAUUACGAGACCGAGGAGGUGCUCGCGAUCAGUGACGACGAUCCGAGUAUACCCUCCGAAUCCAGCAGUUACUACCCAGCAGACACUCGUGACAAGACGGCCAUUCCGAGCACGAGCGCCUCGUCAGAAGCUUUUGUUGAGAUCAAGGCCUUUGACUCUACACCAACUCUUCACGUCCGGAGCUCUAAAACCAAGGCCCAUUUUGGGAACGAGUUACUGAUGGCGGAGGCUGCCCCGCUACGCUCAUCCCUUCGUUCCGACAAACGGGAACACAAUUCGGCCCCCAGGACCGUUACGCUUAGUCCAGAAGUCGAACGACGUCUCAUACAAACAGAACACCGGAACGCGUUGGAACGAAUUUCUGCACGAAAAUCACGAAUUUCGGAUAAAUUUUGGGAUGCCCAGGAAAAGCUGCGUGAUAGCAUGUCGUCAGGAUCUCAACCAGGGAUCCCAAGAUCGGUCUCUGAUUCUAAUGGUUUUGUCAAGAAACCUUCACUCAUCCAAUCCAUCGAAAAUCCUUUCCACACAAUCGUGAUAUUGGCCAAUACCGAGGAAUUGGACGUCGGGAUUGAGAUUACCGACGAAUUUGACACUCCCCGAGCGACUCCCUCUUCGGCUUUUCAAAUCACAAAGAUUGAUUCUGAUGGCCGAGUGGGCAAAGAUGGACGAAUACGAACUGGGGAUAUGAUUGUUGCUAUUGAUGGGCAUUCUGCUAAUGGGUUAACCCUUCUGAAAGCUCGUGCUCUUCUUUACGAGCUCCGAACUCGCCCCGCGCCCACAUUGACGAUUGAUCGGACGAUUCAAUCGUUUCAUGAGGCCGAAGCGAAGGUGAUUUCCCAAAAGAAGAUGGCACUCUCUGCCCUUCAACAAGCCAAUAGUCAAGCUGUCGGCCAAACAUUCACCAUCACUAUUGUCCGAAAGCCAAACGGUUUCGGCUUGACGGUCACCGGCCGAGAAACGACAAAAGGAGAACGAUUGUGUUAUAUCGGGAAUGUGAAACCGGAUGGCCCGGCUUUUGGCCAAUUACGCUCUGGUGAUAGGCUGAUCAAGGUUAAUGGCGUGCCUACGGUUGAACUUCAACAAGCGGAUAUUGUUCGCAGAUUGAAGGAAACGCCUGUUGGCGAAAGCGUCACUUUGGAAAUCUCUAGAUUACUGGUUGGAGGCGCGGCGUGGAAAGACGGGCGACUUUUGGUUGAUGAUCAGCUGAUUUCGAUUGAAGACAUUGAUCUUCGAAAGUUCGAAAAGAACGCUGAUGCCAGCGAAGCGCAACGCCUCUCGCUGCGCGCCAAGAAGCGCCAGCAACGCCGAGCCGUUCAGUCGGAAUACGUGGAUGCUCCGUUAAAUGCUUUCCCUCCAACAUGGCGUUCAAUUCCGAUUCAUCGUGAAGCGCCACCCCCACCAUCAGCGGCCACAGCGCAACGAAACCCCUCCUACCUCUCGGCCACACUUUUACAUAAGGAUCCGCUGAGAACAAGCCCGCGGGUAUCGUCUCGGCUC